UUGUCAACAUUUCACUCUUUUGGACAUCUCCGAGAGCGAGCGUGCGGGAAUAUUUUUUGAGAAAUAAAAGUAUAAAAAACUGGAUUUACCAUGGGGUACCUAUUGAUGGUGCUAGUUUUUAUUGCUGUAAUUGCAGGGGGCCAAACAGAAGAUACCAGCAACUGUUACAGUUGUGCGUAUACAGAAGGCCAUCCAGAGAACGAAACGCUAGAUGGCUUCGUCAAGAAAAUCCUACCACGAGGAACCGUUGCACCACUGAGCACCAUUUGUGCAUUGAAGCCAGUCCCCAAGAGUUACCUCAUCUAUUGUGGCUUUGCUGAAGUAAAGGCCGCCAACAACUGUAAGACACCUUCAGUUGACGAUAGUGGUUUGGAUUACUGUACCAGAAGCUGGUGUUAUAAAGCUGUCUGGAGACUUGGAACGCAGGAGGCGAUCUUUAGAAUGUGCUUACCUGAUGGAGAGGUGACCGAAGAACACGAAGUGUCUUUCGCUAGUAUCAGAACGUGUCAAGGAGACAAGUGCAACACCGGCAGCCAUGUUGGAUUUAAUGUGAUACUUGCUCUAGCUGCGGGUCUGACUGGACUCUUACUCAUAUUCAAUUAAACAUGCUACUUAUUUCGAGUGUGAUACGUAGGGAGAGAAGGAUGUUGGCUUUAUCAGAUCCGCCUAAAGUUCUUUGAAUAUACAUAUACAGUAGAACUAUCUCUACUAAGGACACCCUCGGGACUGACAAGUGUUGUCCUUAAUAGAGAGGUGUCCUGAUUAGAGAGGUCAAAUUGAAUGGAAAGAACCAAUUUGAGACCAAAACUAGUGUCCUUAAUAGAGAGGUUGUCCUCAAUAGAGAGGUGUCCGCUAAGGGAAGUUCGACAUGUACAUGUAUUGUGAAGGCGGCUUUUAAUCACUGCGUCUAAUCACAAUCUUUACAUCGUAAUUUUACCUAUGAUGGGCAUAAGUAUUAUAAUUUGAUGAACAAGUCUGAAUCCUGCCCCCAACUAUACGAUGCCGCAGUGUGGAUCCUAUUGGUUAUCAAAGAGCGCCGCAGAGGGGACAUGGUUAGACGUAUACUCAUAGAUAAAACUCCAAAACCCUGUAAAACCCUGAAAACUGACGUCAAUCUUGUUAGCUGAAUAAAUGUCUUCGGGAGCUAA
Lineus longissimus is the source of this 1148-nucleotide messenger RNA. RefSeq lists its product as uncharacterized. The transcript has 3 exons. Lineage: Eukaryota; Metazoa; Nemertea; Pilidiophora; Heteronemertea; Lineidae. The record is from RefSeq and is a predicted model, not a curated record. Bases 91 to 603 code for a protein of 170 amino acids.